UUCCUUCCUCCGCGGCGGCCGCCUCAGCCUCCCAGGGAGCCCCGCUUCCCUUCCCUCGCUCCCCUCCCUUCCCCCUCCCUCUCUCUCUCCCUUCCGAAGGUCCACGAUAGAUUACGAGCGGAGGAGGAGGAGGAAAGGGGGGGGAAAAAAGGAACGGAGAAAGCGUGCUCGCGGAUUGGCCGGCCCCCUGCACGUGAGGCGGGGGCCGCGUGACCCAGCGCGCUCCCUCCCACAGGGCCGGUGCGCGCGCAUACUCAUAUAAACCCCCACCUUCCCUUCCUUCCUUCCCCUGACACCCGAGAGAGGCGCGCGCAGCGGCCGUUGGCGUCACGUGACACUCCCUUCCCCCCCCUUCCUCCUCGCGCACUUCUUGUUUAUGCCGUGUCCUGAAGGGGGUGGGGUUUGUUUCCCCUUCUGGUCCCUCCUCCUUCCCCUCCUGAUUCCCCAUUCUUCGCUCCCCUACGUCAGCGUCGUUUCCCCCCCUUCCUCGCCUUCGGAUUGGCUGCCCGACGCCCGCUCCCCUUGCACGUGACGAGGGCGCGAGGAGGGAGACGGCGAAAGAGAGCGAGCGAGGGAGCGACGGGGGAAUUGGAUCCGGCGCAGCGCUUGGUGGAAGGGAAGGGAAGGGAAGUGGGGGGUUGUAUGAUAAUAGAGGCGGCGGCAAGAAGAGGAGGAAGAGCCGUGAGGCGAAGAGUGCCUGAGACUAACGCAGAUACCCCAUUCAACCAAGAAAAGAAAGUUGAAGGAAAAGAAUAGUGCUUUUUGAUGUGCGUGGAUGAAAAAAUGAGAAUUUAUAAGGAAAUAUUAAAAUAGUUUAGUCACAGACCGAGGUGAAACCAUGAAGAAACCUCUUUGGAAGGAAGUUUCUGGAGCAGGCGUCCCCUACGAGGGAUAUGGAUUAAUUGGGGCCUGAAUGCGAGCACACCUGUAUUGGACAGAAGCAGAGAAGAAAACCAGAGCGAGUGUGUUCAAUGUUCUUCACAUCAUGCCAACCGUCAGGGUAGGAAAUGCCCAGGUGCAUGUGGAGAUAGCCGAACCUGACCUUCCUGGCCAAGGUCAGCUCAGAGCUGGUUCCGUAAAAGUUGCUGUCUUCAGGAAGUCAUUUGUUCUUUUCCUUCUUCACAUUCUCUUUGAAGGAGAAUUGGACCGUGCAAAGGCCAUGAAUUUAAGAGCCACGAGGCUUACCUGUAAAGGGGCUGUUAUGGGAUGAUUCACCACCUCUGAUGAGACCAGAAAUUCCUGGGUUUUCUUCUGUUUUUUUAUUAUUAUUAUUUCAAAGUGGAACCCAAGAUCUGGCAUUCAUCUUUGUGUGUCUGGACUAACGAUGAUGAUGUCGUGUGUGCACCUCUGUCGCCUUUAGCCUAGACUGAUGGAAACCAUGCCAUGAGACCAGCUGCAGCGUAAGUGCAGCCAUGACAGAACCUCACCGGGUCCAGCUCACCUCUCUGUCAGGUCCCCUGAGUACCACUUUGCUGAAAAAAACUCGGCGGGAGGAUGUCACAGGGACAGAACACCCCCAGGAAUCUGAGCCCACAGCUGCUGCGGUUCGCAUUGCCCUCACCCUUUUUGAGCCGGAUCACAAGCGCUGUCCAGAGUUCUUUUAUCCAGAACUGCUAAAGAAUAUACGUGGGAAAGGGAAAAAUAGUUGCACGGGAGAAAAGAAGAAAGACCUUGCUGAUCCCUUUAAUGAAGAGGAAAAAGAGAAGCACAAGCUGGAGGCUCUUGCCAGGAAGUUUGAAGAGAAAUACGGUGGAAAGAAGCGCAGGAAGGACCGUGUUCAGGAUUUGAUCGACAUGGGAUACGGAUAUGAUGAAUCAGAUUCUUUCAUUGAUAACUCUGAAGCUUACGAUGAGCUUGUUCCAGCUUCGCUGACAACCAAGUACGGAGGCUUUUAUAUCAACUCGGGGACUCUACAGUUCAGACAGGCUUCCGAAUCGGAAGAUGACUUCAUCAAAGAGAAAAAGAAGAAAUCUCCUAAGAAACGGAAAUUGAAAGAAGGGGGCGAGAAGAUGAAGAAGAAGAAGAAAGAUGAUUCUUACGAUAAAGAAAAGAAAUCUAAAAAAUCGAAAUUUCCUAAAACUGGUUUUACAGCUCUGAAUGCCAGUAAAGAGAAGAAGAAGAAGAAGUAUUCGGGGUCCCUGAGUGUCAAGGAGAUGUUGAAGAAGUUUCAAAAGGAGAAAGAUGCCCAGCAGAAGCGAGAGGAUGAGCCGAAGCUCGCCGUCCCUUCGCUGGCUGAAACCCCAGCUUUGCGAGAAGUGGAGAGCAGCGUCCCUGAUCCUCUCCUGUCUCUCUUGGGCCACACCAGUGACAAUGAACUGCUUCAGGCAGCCACCGCCGUGGACUCCCUGACCGACCUGGACUUCGAACAGCUUCUCAGUGAAUCUCCGGGAGAAAGCCCUUUUCCCGACAUGGAGGACGGGAGCAACCCCCUCGGGAUGGGACUGGAGCAGGAGAUCAAGCAGCCUCCGGCCCUUCCCGACGGACUCCCCGGGCCACUGGAGAAGCGCAUUGAGGAGCUGAUUCAGGCAGCCAGAGCUGCUGAAGGAGAAGGCAAGCACAAGUUCUUCACCCAGGACAUGAACAGCAUAUUGCUGGAUAUAGAGCUGCAAACCCGGGAACUGAACAGCCAGAUACGAUCUGGGGUGUAUGCUUACCUGGCCUCCUUCCUGCCGUGCAACAAAGACACGUUGGUGAAGCGUGCCCGUCGGCUUUACCUCUGUGAGCAGGGAGGUCGGCUGAAGGAGCCCCUUCACAAACUAAAGGAAGCCAUUGGCCGGGCGAUGCCAGAGCAGAUGGUGAAAUAUCAGGAAGAAUGCCAAGCACACACCCAGGCCAAGUUUGCUAAGAUGCUAGAAGAACCAAAAGACAAGGAGCAGAGAGACCGGAUAUGUUCAGAGGAUGAGGAAGAUGAUGAUAAAGGAGGGAAGCGGAUCAUGGGUCCCCGAAAGAAGUUCCAGUGGAACGAUGAAAUCAGGGAUUUGCUCUGCCAGGUGGUGAAGAUUAAACUGGACGGGUAUGACCUUGAAAAGAACAAGACCCAAUCGAUGGAGGAUUACGUGAAAAGCUUCCUGGACGCCGAAGUGAAACUGCUUUGGCCGAAGGGCUGGAUGCAGUCCAGGACCCUGUUCAAGGAGAGCCGGCGAGGGCACAGCCACCUCACGUCACUCCUAGCAAAGAAGAAAGUCGUGGCACCACCAAAGGUGAAGACGAAGGAUCCCUUCAGCAAGCCGGAGAAGAAGGUCUCACUCGCUGCUCCGCUGGUCCGCGCAAGUGGUGCCGUUUCACUGUCUCCCGAGCUGCAGGGAGUUCCUGUCGGCCUCAGCCUUCAAACCCGAGAACUUUUGGCCAUGAGCUCCACCCCGGUCCCUACCAGUGCAGUCCCUCCCCUCCCCUUCCACAUGGAUGACUCUUUGGACGAGGACCUGAUCCACAACGCCGCCACCUCGUUAGAAGCCGUCUCCAAGGAGUUGGCCGUGCUGAACAGCCAGUCGGGGGCAGGUCCCGACUUCACCCUUCCCGUUGCCCCAAAGACGCCGUCGGAGAAGACCCCGACCCAAACGCCCUUGGAAGAGAAGAGGGCCUUCCCCAAGCCCAGCCCCUCCCCUGCCCCAUCUCCAGCCGGGGGCUCUCUGCAGUCCCCGCUCAACUUCUUGGCUGAACAGGCCUUAGCCCUGGGCCAGCCCCCCCAGGACAAAAAGGCCGAGGGCUCCGGUUACAAAGAACUGCCCAGCCCGACUCCCCCGGCCAAGCUCCUGGAGACCCACCCGGCGAAGCCGAGGCAUCACAGUCUUACCCGCGUGGUCCAUGGGCCCCAGGCGGCGAGCCCGGUUCAAGCCCCCCAGGUCAAGGUGUUUCCUGUGGGCGCUCAGCAGCCCAAAAGCUUUUCCCCUUCCCCUCCUUUUGUCAAGUUGCAGAAUCCCAAGGCCAUCUCUCCGCUCCCCCAACGUUCACUCCUCCAACAGCAGCAGCAGCAGGUCAAGACCCCCAUCAAAACCCCAAAUUUCCAUUCUUCUUCCUCCUCCUCUUCUUCUUCCCCUUCUUCGACCCCUUCGCCAGGGCCAGGCAGCUCCCACAAGACUCCCAAUUCUGCCUCCCUGUCUCUGAGCUAUACGGGGAAACACGUGGGCAGCAGCUCUGGCUCGGCGGGACAGUCCUUCAAGUCACCCUUCGUAGCUCUGUCCCGGCACAUCAGCUCAACCAGCAGCUCUACGUCCAACGUUUCCACCAACCAGAGCCCAUCCUCGGGCAGCUUGCUCCCCGGCGCAUGUCUUCCUUCUCCCGGACAGGCCCCCAGCCGCUCGUCGCCGAGUCCCACCGUGAAGAAGACUUUGGUCUCUCAGAAGCUGACCUUGGUCGCUCCACCCGGGGGUCCGAACGUCAGCUCCAGCGGGGGGACCCAAGGGGUGGCCAAGUUACUGACGUCCUCCCUGAAACCCACCGUGGUCAGCAGCACCGCAUCCCCCACUUCUAUGCCAAAAGGAGCCGGCGGAGCCGUGCUGCUGACCAGUUCGUCUUCCUUGAACGUCCUCUCUCCCUCCUACAAGCCCGGCAGCCCGAAGCUGCCUGCGGCUCUCGCCUCCGCUCCCCUGGGGAUCAUGCCGCCCAUCCAUUCCUUCCCUCUUCAUGUGAUUUCCUUCAGCUCCGAAUCCUCCCCAAAGGCUGGGGUGUCGAAGGACGCCAUCGUCACGGGACCGGCCCCGGGGACUUUCCACCAUGGCCUUGGCCACAGUCUUCUGGCUGGCUUGUCCUCCAGCCUCCGCCAGGCAGCGCCCCUCCCUCCCUCGGGGCUGCCUGCUCAUUUGCCACAGAACUUGCCAGAUUCUUCUCAGUUACACGGCAAAGGGUCCAACGUGCAGCCCCGGAAAUUGUGACGACUCUCCAAAAGCGGUCAUCAAGAGACACCCCCACCCCCCAAGGCAGCCUGUGGAUCCAGAGCUGUGGGCACCCAGGUGCCCUUCCCUGCUCUCUCCUUGCUAUUUCUUCUGAAACAGAGUUGCCCUGAGGUUCCUCUCCCCAGCUCAGGCCAGGAGCUUUGCUCGGGGACGCGUGCCUCCCACGGCGAAAGGAGGCACUUAACAGACACUGUUCUGGA
Molecule: messenger RNA, 5092 nt
Organism: Pogona vitticeps (central bearded dragon)
Lineage: Eukaryota; Metazoa; Chordata; Lepidosauria; Squamata; Agamidae
Gene: UBN1
Product: ubinuclein 1
Biological process (GO): chromatin organization
Cellular component (GO): nucleus
Source: RefSeq, a predicted model, not a curated record